UCGAACAUAAUAUUCCUUGCUCUCGAAAGAGAGACCAGGAGACUGAUUUCCCGUACAGCAGUUGUUUUAUCGAAUAUUGAUCAGAGUCACCUCUCUCGUUUUUGACGAGUCUAGUCUUUCUAAAAUUGACGGUGUGUAUGAUAGACAAGCGGGACCUCGGCGAAAAAAAUUAUUCUGUCGUCUUUUCAUCAGGACUUCUUUGGACUCAUGCCACGAAUUACGUCGGGGAAAAAUACGCCACAUACUAAGAACAUUAGAGAAAAUGUAGCACGCUCAAUGAACUACGGGCCUUCUUCCCUAGCCUGCGAAGGGUGGAGAUAGAAACCCGCACGGAGCCCACACGGCACAAAAGUUUCCUAUCUCCAGUUUUCCCGACCGAGCUCAGUGGAACACAAGAAAAGAGAUGGCCCUCUCGGUGAAGGCAUAUUUGAACCCAGAAACCAAUCAGCAAGAAAUUCGUCGUUUUGCUAUCGACGAAGGUGCCUCGGCCAAUUUUGCCUAUUUGAGGCAGAAGAUCGAGCAGGUCUUUCCAUCCGUCAGGGGCAAGGUGUUCAAAUUGUUUUGGAAAGAUGCCGACAACGAGAUGAUAACAUUUUCGAGCGAUGAAGAGUUGGUGGAAGCAUUGGGAAGUAUCAGUGGCGAUGUGUUUCGUGUGUUUGUGAAAGGUGGUGAACCGGACGCCAGUAAUGAUGAGGACUCAGCUGAACAACAGGACUCUGACACAGCCCACCCUGGUGUGGUGUGCGAUGGUUGUGAGAAGCACAUCUUUGGGAUCCGGUUCAAGUGUGUGGUUUGCCCAGACUUUGACCUUUGCAUGACCUGUGAGACUAAAGGAAUGCAUAAGGAACAUGAGAUGCUACGUAUUGCAACACCAAGAACUCCUGGAGACAACUGGUUCCGUGGCUUCAACCCAUUUGGAUUUGGUCAUCCACCUCACCACCCCCCACAUGGUCACUCACCUCACCACCCCCCUCAUGGUCAUCCACCACACCACCCCCCUCAUGGUCCUCCUCCUCCUCAUGGAAUUCCUCCCUAUCAAUUUGACUUUGGACGUGGAUUUGGCCCGUGGGGACGUGGAUUUGGCCGCAGAGGGGGUCGUGGUCGUUGUGGCAAAGCCAGAGGCCGUUGCAACAGUGGUGGAAAGAAAUGUGAUCGCCAUACAGAGGCCAACACUGGAGAGGUUCCUGUUGGACCGCCCUUUCUUCAUGCCGUUGGAGAGACGAUUGCGUCAUUUCUUGGGCCUCUGGGUGUAGAGGUGCACACAUAUGCAAGUACUGAGGAAGAUUGUUGUCAAGGCAGAUGUCAGGAAAGUGACCAACAACCUACUGCAGAUACUGGUCCUGCUGAAGAAUUCACAGAACCAACAGUUAAUGAUGGCAUGAAUGAAAGUGCUCCAGGAAAUGUCACACAAACAAAUGAAAAAGAAACCUCUGCAAUGGAUGUCCAGCCUCCAGAGGAGUUUGUUUUGGUUGAUGAGAAUGCUGAGACACAAGAAGGAGCCUCUGGAACAGUUGAUGAAGAAGUCCCAUCUGACCCUCUGGAGGUAGCCAUAGCAAAGAUGCGUGCAAUGGGAUUUGAAGAUGACAGUGGCUGGCUGCGGCAAUUGAUAACUACCAAGGGUUAUGAUCUCAACAAAGUCCUUGAUGCCAUGCAGUUUGAGGGGAAGAAUUGAUGGACAUCUCACAGUGCAUCCUGCCUAAUAUGUAGCCAAUUGUUGUUGUUUUUUGUGUGGUAAUUUUUCAGUUUAAUUUAGCAUGUACUAAGUUUGUGGGAAUUGCUAACCAUUGGAAUCAUGCAUAUGAAAUGUCAACUGCAUAGAACUGUUUCAAAAAAAUUAGACAGAUCUGGUAUCUGGGAGCCUUCUGGAAACUAAAUGAUUGUAUAGCCAAAUGUAUUAAGUUUUAAUUUUUAAGUGAUAAUUACAGAAAUUUAGAAAAAAAUUUUCUGGUGCCUUUUGGAAUAGAGGCCUUUUCCUCUCAGGAUUUGUAAUUUCUUCUGCUGUAGUAACAUUGAGAGAAACAUGAAUAGGAGGAGAAAUACCUUCAAGACCAGUUGAAUGUUUUUGCCAUUCAAGAGGUUCAAUUUUUUUUUUUAGUGAAAAUUAUCUUUUUUUCUAGUUCCCUCAUAAGAUUACCAAAUAAUGUUUGUUACAGUUAAUUGCCAAGGGAGGAGGCAACUUCUUGCUACUUUGUCUAAAUCUGAAGUUGACAUUUCAUUUAUGGCCUUUCAUGCAUUCAAAAGGUGUUUUGGAUUUUGGAUUUUGAUGAGUUCAAUUCCAUUGUACAAAAGUUCCUUUGUUUUUAUUGGAGGUGAAUCAAAUUUUGAAGAGUGAAAAAAAAACCCAUUGUAGAAGGGUUCAAACUAUUUGAGUGAAGAUUUUGGUUGUGGUUAAUAAUUAUUCAAUGUGCUUGAUGGUUGUGUCAUGUAACUGAGCAGUAAUAGCAUUGUAACGAGCAGUGAUGUGAAAAUAAACUUCUUAAAUGAUGA
Molecule: messenger RNA, 2487 nt
Organism: Pocillopora damicornis (cauliflower coral)
Lineage: Eukaryota; Metazoa; Cnidaria; Anthozoa; Scleractinia; Pocilloporidae
Product: sequestosome-1
Biological process (GO): mitophagy; aggrephagy; endosome organization
Cellular component (GO): amphisome; aggresome
Molecular function (GO): K63-linked polyubiquitin modification-dependent protein binding; protein kinase C binding; zinc ion binding
Source: RefSeq, a predicted model, not a curated record